Dermatophagoides farinae (American house dust mite) is the source of this 3890-nucleotide messenger RNA. RefSeq lists its product as uncharacterized. NCBI's taxonomy places the organism in Eukaryota, Metazoa, Arthropoda, Arachnida, Sarcoptiformes, Pyroglyphidae. The record is from RefSeq and is a predicted model, not a curated record. Gene Ontology annotation, biological process: signal transduction; regulation of G protein-coupled receptor signaling pathway. Gene Ontology annotation, cellular component: cytoplasm; plasma membrane; nucleus. Gene Ontology annotation, molecular function: GTPase activator activity; protein binding.
AGAAUCAAAUUACUAAUUUUGAACUGAAUCAUUAUGAUUUUGAAACAUCUAAUCCACAACAGCAACAAUAUUAUUUGUUAAAUGUGGACAAUGUACGACAAGCAGCAGAACGUUAUCUUUUCCAUCAUCUACAUAAUCAAAAUCAACAUCAAAAAAAUACAAAUUAUCGUCGUUUAAAUAAUAAUAACCAAAAAAUGAGUGAUGAUACUGAUCAUCAAAUGAAUAUCAAUAAUAAUAGUAAUAAUCAAAAACAAAAGGAUAUCCCAUCAGAACAAAAACAGCAGCAGAAUAUAAUAAAUGAUAAAAGUAGUUUAAAUACUGAUAAAAUAUUAUCUAGUCAACAAACAAAUACUGAAAAUUUAACGGAUAAAAUGUCCAUAUUAACAAUACAGCAUCAAUUUCAUCGGCCACCACCGCAACCAUCAACAUCAUCAUCAUCAUCCACACAGCUACCACAACCAUUAAUGAUUGACAAUGAUCAAUUAAAAUUAAUUGAUCAUCAAUCAUCGACAAAUGUUCAUUUAACUGGUCAUUCAUUUGAACAACUUCAUCACCAUAAUAAUCAUCAUCAAUGUUCACAACAAUCACCACCUAAAUCAUGGUCAUCAUCAACAACAAAUCCUAAGGACAAUCGUUAUAAUUUUGAACAACAACAACAGCAACAAUUACGAAAACAAAAACAAACGAAAAAAUUAUCAAAUAAACAUGAUCAAGAUAAUGACGGUAAUCAUAUAAAAGAAAUCAUAGAAGAACAUAGUGGUAAAGAGAAUCAAGAUCCAUCAUGUCAGCAGCAGCAGCAGCAACAACAACAACCACAACAACUAAUGACUAAAUCCAACAAAAAUGAUGACGAAAAUAAAUCAAACAAUGAAAAUAUCAAUAAGUCACAAAAUGUUCAGUGGCCAAGUAAGAUUUACCAACAAUUACAACAUCAACAAUCAGUGGCAGUUGAUGAAUAUUGUUGUAUGGAUGGAUCAUCGCCACCUCCUUCAACUUCGUUUUUAUUACAUCAUCAUCGUCAUCAUCAUCAUCAUCAUCUGGAUCAAGAACAUGAAGAAAAACAUGAUGAACGUCCUAUUGAUGUUGGCUGGGUUGGCGGUUGGGCAUCUGAUUUUGACAUUCUACUUAGUGAUUCAAUCGGUAUCAAAGCUUUUACUGAUUUUCUUCGUAAAGAAUUCAGCUACGAAAAUUUGCAAUUCUUUUUGGCCAUACAAGAGUUUAAAAAUCUUACUGAUCCAGAUGAGAUACGGAAAAAAUCUCAUGAAAUUUAUAAUAAAUUCAUUGCACUUUCGGCACCAGAACCUGUAAAUGUUGAUAGCAGAGCAAGAAAAUCUGUCGAAUCUGGCCUGAACAAUCCGAAUAACCGUAUAUUUUUGCUGGCAGAAGAACAAAUUUAUAAUUUAAUGAAAUUCGAUAGCUACGUACGUUUCCUCAAAUCAGAUAUUUAUGAAAAAUGUUCAUUGUUAGAUUUGAAAGGCGAAUCAUUGCCUUAUGAAAAUGAUGAUGCCAUUAUUGAUGAUACUAGCUGUGAUACGUUAUUGAAUUUGGCAUCAUCUUCGGCCAAUACUGUGAUGACAAGUGGACGAUCCGGUUAUCAUAGUGGUAAGAAUAAUCCGACCGCUGUUAAGAAACGACGAUCAUUUAUACCUUGGGCCCGAUUAAAAUCAUCAAUUAAUCAUAAAGCAGCAUCAUUAUCAUCGAUGGCUGCACCUUCAUCCACUAAAACCGACAUGUUUGGCUCAAAAAAACAAUAUAUGAUGAGAAAAUUAACCAAUUCAAUUCAUAAAAUCCGUUCAAAAUCAUUGGAUGAACAUUUGACAAAUCAUGUGAAUAAUAAAACACAACAAUCAAUUGGAUCUGAACCUCAUAGUAAUAAUUCAUCAAUUGAUAAAUCAUCCAUCAUUUCAAAUGGACAAAAAAAUCAAUUUAAUUCGGCUAGUCGUAGCUCAUUAAUGCCUAAUAGUUCUGAUUCAAUCGAUUCAUCUGAUCAUAAUGUAUUUCCACCAUCACCAGAUAAUUUGAAAUCAGUGGAAAUAGUUGAUGCAUCGUGUUCGCCACCAACUUCGAUACCAUCAACAAUAGAACAUUUGAAACGUCAUUCCGAAAGUGAUCCGGUUUCACCUGCGAAAUUCGUACCUUCAGCAGUUGCUACGUCUUUAACUUCAACAUCGACGACAGAAACUGCUGCCAAUAUUUCGAUUUUCCCAUCCUCAUCUUCUUCUUCAUCAUUCAAUCACAAUUGUAAUCGUGAUAAUUGUCAUUUCUUGCGUAUAGUUUUUCCUGACCGUUCACAAACAGUCGUUCCAUCAUCACCAAAUGAAACGAUUAAUAAUUUAUUGAAAAAGUUGUUUGAAAAACGUUCAUUAAAAUAUUUAGCUUGGGAUGUUUUCAUCACCGGUAAUGAAAAGCCAUUGGAUUUAUCCACAAAUACUACACAACUGGGAUGUGUUGAACUUCGUGUUGAACAACGUGUUAUAUUUCGUAUUGAAUUCCCAAGCCAGGAUAUUAUUGGCGUCAAGACACGACCAACAAAACUUUGUUCAGAAGUAUUUCAUCCAUUAUUGAUGCGUUAUGGUUAUCGACCAGAACAUACUGUAAUGACUAUUGCUGAAACAGAACAAAUAGUGCCACAAAUGUCACCGGUAUCAGUAAUUGAUGGCCAACAUAUUGUCGUCAGUUAUUUUGAUGAUCUUGAAGAAUGGGGUUGGGAUACAACAAGGAAUAACAUUCCAGUUGCAUUAAGUUUAGCUGGUAAAUCAUUUAGUGAGGAUAGCAGUAUAAAAUCUAAAAAAAAAGAUGAAAAAUCAAUGGGUGGCCAUGCAUUGAUCGAUCAACAUCAACAGGCAUCAUCUGUGCCAUCAGUGGCCACAUAUCAUAAUUUAGGUUCUAUUCGUGAUCAUUUGUUGGCCAGUAGAUAUAUUGCUGCCAAGAAUAAUCAAAGUAAUAAUUCAAAUCUCGAAUGCAGUCCACAACCAGAUUCAUAUGAUUCUCCUACAAAUACAUCUUCAUCGACUCCAGGUGAUGAUACACAAUCCGAUAUAUUUUUUCGUGAAUUAAUGAAAACUGCUCAUACGGUACCAUCACCACCACGUGGCCCAUCAUCAACAUCAACUUAUUCGGCUGCCUAUGGUAUUAUUAACAGCAGUUCUCCACCAAAUGAGACUAUUAAUCGUUCUCAACCACCCCAAACACCGAUUUCGAAUACAAAUCGAACAUCAUAUCGAUCAUCCAAUAUAACAAAUAAUUCAUCGCAACAACAGCAACAUCAUCAACGUAAUCAACCUCUUCGGGAUCUACAAAAUCAUCGACAUUUUAAAUCCUAUCAACCCAGUCCAUUGUCAUAUGAACCAGUGACUGUACCUAGAAGUCAAGAAAUGGCUCGAAAACAAAUGAUGCCCGAAACUGAAAUGAGUCAAUCUGUUUCAUCGAAUUCGUCACCAUCAAUUAAUACAUUACCGAUGAGUCAUACUAAUUAUCAACAUUCAUUAAUUAAUCAGCCGGUGUCCAUGCAGGAAUCCGACAAAUUAAUCUUGUUACAACCAGAAAAACCGCCAUUACGUCGUCAAAAAUCUGAUCCUCCAUGUCGACCACCACCAUUACCACCAAAAUCAAAUAACACCACGAAUAUGAUGAUCAAUACAAAUAAUAAAGACACAAACACCAUUUGUCCUCCACGACCCCCACCACGAACAUCAAUUUGUAGCCAUCAAAAUAAAUCAUUGACAAGUGAUAAUUGUCAAAAACAGUCCAGUUCAUCAACUACAUCGACCAAUCCUAGUGAUUCUAAUUUAGCUUGAUUAUUCUUGAAGUUUAUUUUGAAUGAUUUUUCAAAUGUUAUCAGUCAAUUAAAUAAUAGAAUCCAAUAUUUGUUUCUUUUUUUUACUGUUCAA